This is a messenger RNA of Neolamprologus brichardi, 2604 nucleotides long. Lineage: Eukaryota; Metazoa; Chordata; Actinopteri; Cichliformes; Cichlidae. The record is from RefSeq and is a predicted model, not a curated record.
AUGGGGCUGGAGGCUGAAGGGGUUGAUGGUGGUGUGAAGAAUCUCACCACUCAUACCAGCGACCGCAGUUUGAGUCUCUCACGGGACCAGAUUCUACACUUGGCUUGUCUUCACAAUGCAGCCAACACAAACCAGAAGGAGAAAUAUGAAGCAGACCUCAAGAAAGAGAUUAAAAAGCUACAGCGUCUUCGAGACCAGAUCAAGACGUGGGUGGCAUCAAACGAGAUCAAAGACAAAAGGCAGCUAGUAGAAAACCGCAAACUCAUAGAAACGCAAAUGGAGCGAUUCAAGGUAGUGGAAAGAGAAACCAAGACGAAAGCAUACUCUAAAGAAGGGCUCGGUCUGGCACAGAAGGUGGACCCAGCCCAGAGGGAGAAGGAGGAGGUCGGCACGUGGCUAACGAAUACGAUAGACACUCUGAACAUGCAGGUGGACCAGUUCGAGAGCGAAGUGGAGUCUCUCUCGGUCCAGACGAGAAAAAAGAAAGGAGACAAGGAGAAGCAGGACCGGAUCGAGGAGCUGAAGAAAUUCAUUGAGAGGCAUCGGUACCACAUCCGGAUGCUGGAGACGAUACUGAGGAUGCUGGACAACGACUCUGUGCAGGUGGAAGCCAUCAGGAAGAUCAAGGAUGACGUAGAGUAUUAUAUAGACUCGUCGCAGGAUCCCGACUUUGAGGAGAACGAAUUCCUUUACGACGAUCUGGAUUUGGAGGACAUUCCUCAGUCGCUGGUCGCCACUUCACCGCCGGGGCACUCGCACUUGGAGGACGAGAUCUUCCAGCAGUCCAGCAGCACACCCACCUCCACCACCUCAUCUUCGCCCAUCCCCCCGUCGCCUGCUACUUGCACUACAGAGAACUCAGAAGAUGAUAAGAAGAGGGGACGUUCGACAGACAGUGAAGUUAGUCAGGUUAGUGUGAAGAUGCCGAAACCUCUCCCAGAAAACAAGCAGGAGGGCCUCAGCCUGGGCCUCUCUUUGGGGAAAGGCCUUUCGGGCGCCGUCACCACCAGCCCCAUGUCCGGAGGCCUCGGCCUGUCGGGGAUGCCGGCAUCCCUGACGGGCACCAUGGCAAGCCUUCUGUCCAGUAACACCCCUGCACCCUACGCUCAGGCGGUCGGCUCCAGCUUACCAGGCUCUUUGGGUGGAGUCAGCACAGCAACGACCAACAGUGCUGUAGGCUCCAUCGGCAGCGGGAACAUGACAGUCGGCGGGCCGACAUCCUCGACAGGAGGUCUGCUGGGUGCAGCGCCGGGCGUGGUCGGCUCUGGGAUUCUGGGUUUGGGCUCUAGUCAGUCAGGGGUGCAGGGCUCGUCCUUGGUGUCGCCGAGCUCGGUGGGAGGUUUAGCCCCAGGUAGCGGAGUAGGAGUCAUCGGGAGCAACGGAGGCAGCUCGGGAUCAGCAGGGAGUGGAGUAGUAGGAGGAAACUCGCUCCCUGUCCGACCACCGAGCCGACAGAAGCAGAACGGUAGCACUAGUUACAGUGCUGUGGUAGCAGACAGCACAGCUGACUCCGCCCUCAACAGUGCCAGCCAAUCGCAAAGCAGCCAACCCUCAUCUUUGACCUCCACAGCCAAUCAGCCGUGUAUGAUAACUCUGUGCACACGUCCUGGAGAAUCUUUUCCUAAGUGUCUCCUUGUCUGUCCUCAUCAGCCCCAAGAGCCUCUGAGCAGCCUCAAGUCCAUGGCCGAGCGAGCAGCAAUGAGCUCAGGGAUCGAGGGAGACGUGACCUCCCUGCACCUCACCUCAGAAAUAUUCCCCAGCAGCACUACGGCCCCUUCAGGCCCCCCAUCAGGACCUCAGCCCUCGCUGUCAGAGGUCAGCAUCCCCCCAUCGUUGGGGGUGUGUCCGCUGGGGCCGGUUCCCCUGUCCAAAGACCAGGUCUACCAACAGGCCAUGCAGGAGCAGGCGUGGACGCAUAUGCCACACCCAUCCGACUCCGAGAGAAUCAGGCAGUACCUGAUGAGAAACCCCUGCCCCACCCUGCCUUUCCACCACCAGGUGCCACCGCCCCACUCAGACACUGUAGAGUUUUACCAGAGGCUUUCCACAGAGACCCUCUUCUUCAUCUUUUACUACCUGGAGGGCACUAAGGCCCAGUAUCUGGCAGCCAAAGCCCUGAAGAAGCAGUCGUGGAGGUUCCACACCAAGUACAUGAUGUGGUUUCAGAGGCACGAAGAACCCAAGACCAUCACUGAUGAGUUUGAGCAGGGAACAUACAUUUACUUUGACUAUGAGAAAUGGGGCCAGCGGAAGAAGGAGGGCUUCACGUUUGAGUACCGGUACCUCGAAGACCGAGACCUCCAGUGACGUGCAGAGAGACGCGACAGGACUGACAGCUGAGAAAGUGAGAGAUGGACGCAUGAAGAAGGUUGAUCCACCUGCUGACAUUCCUGGAUUUGACCUCAGCUCGCUGGGGAAAGGAGACGUGCGGGCCGGAGGGGGGCGGGCGGGUUUCGUCCCUCCUCCUGACCCUCCAAAUCCCGCCUUACCAUCCUCACCCCGGCAGUGAUAACCCCUCCCACUCCCAUCAUCUCCUCCUUUCUUCUUUCUAUCUCUUCAUCAGCAGCCUUUUUUUCAAAUAAAAAAUUUCCUGGCUUAGACAAA